Ornithodoros turicata is the source of this 1737-nucleotide messenger RNA. RefSeq lists its product as uncharacterized. Bases 1 to 1737 code for a protein of 578 amino acids. The record is from RefSeq and is a predicted model, not a curated record. Gene Ontology annotation, molecular function: aspartic-type endopeptidase activity. The transcript has a single exon. Gene Ontology annotation, biological process: proteolysis. NCBI's taxonomy places the organism in Eukaryota, Metazoa, Arthropoda, Arachnida, Ixodida, Argasidae.
AUGCAACAAGACUUGGACCUAACUAACCUGCUCAAACAAGCCCGCCUCCUAGAAGAUGUAGACAAGUCUGCUACCAUUAUGGAGCAACAGAAAGAAACCGUCCAAGCAAAUUUUCGCCGGCAGAAGGGCCGCAAACAACGACAACAACAGUCUCAAGCGCUUUUCAAGAGCCCACCACAACAUCCACCACCAACUCAACAAACGGAGGGUGCGAACACGCGAGACCCAAACAGUCGUUGCCGACACUGCGGAGGAAAAUGGCCACAUCAAGGGGGUCAAGGUAACUGCCCUGCCAGAAACAAAAACUGCCACACCUGUGAAAAAAGGGGUCACUUCUCACAUGUGUGCAAAUCUCGCAGCAAAUAUCAGGUUGCUGAAAUUACCCAGGACUCUGACAGUGACGAAAAUGUGUUUGCUGUGGCAACAGUAUCGAGUACUUCUAAGCAGAACACACCUCAGGUCGCCUUAACAGUAAACGGCACCACCCUAAUGUUCACAAUUGACACAGGAGCCUCGGUGUCCGUAAUCAGCAGAGACACAUUUUGUCAGCUACGAGGAAAACCGGAGAUAAAAAAGUCAAAUACCCGUGUCUACGCUUUUGGCUCCCAGCAACCGUUGCCAAUAAUUGGCAAGAUCUGUGCCACGCUUUCCUACAAGGAUAAGACAAGCACAGAGGACAUCUUCAUCAUUGAGAAAAGUGUGAGCUCGAUACUGAGUUUCACUGCAGCCACAAAUCUCGACCUCAUCAAAGUUGCAUACACAGUCGACAAAUCACAGUCUCCACUAGUCCAGUUUCCGAGCAUAUGCUCAGGGGUAGGAAAACUAAAGAACUUUCAGGUGCACUUACAGAUAGACAAGGAGGUAGCUCCAGUUGCACAGCCCUACCGCAGAGUACCAUUCGCACUAAGAAAGAAAGUGGAGGCAGAACUAGACCGGCUGCUUGCUUUAGACAUUAUAGAAGUGGCAGAAGGUGCAACACCUUGGGUGUCUCCGAUCGUGAUAGUACCAAAACCAAGAAACCCUGAGGAGAUCAGACUCUGUCUUGAUAUGCGUUGUGCAAACAAAGCCAUUGUGAGAGAGAGACAUGUCUGCCCGACAGUGGACGACAUCAUCACUACACUGAACGGAGAAACAACAUUCACAAAAUUAGACUUGCGAAACGGCUACCACCAACUAGAGCUUGACCCUGAAUCCAGAGUGAUUACGACCUUCGCAACCCACGUUGGAUUGUUCCGAUACAAAAGACUGAUAUUUGGCAUUAACACAGCUGCUGAGAUUUUUCAGGACGCCAUUAGACAAACACUGAGUGGCAUCCCCAAUGUCAUCAACCUCAGUGAUGACAUUCUAGUUUUCGGAAAAACUCAAGCCGAGCAUGACAUUGCUCUCCACAACACCCUAGAAAGACUUCAUGUCUCUGGGGUGACCAUAAAUGUAAGCAAAUGUUCCUUCAGCCAGCCCGAACUGCGCUUCUUCGGAUACCUCUUCUCAGCAGCAGGCAUAUCCCCCGACCCCUCAAAAGUGGAAGCAUUUUGCCAGCUACAGCCACCUACGAACAUCCACGAACUCAGGAGCCUCCUUGGAACUAUAAACUUCUGUGGCAGAUUUAUUCCCAACCUGACUGAUCUAACUUACCCUUUGAGGAGGUUGGCAAAAAAUGCACUGAAUGGGUAUGGGGACCUCAGGAGGAACACGCAUUCACGACACUCAAAGACAAGUUGUCGGCGGCAUCCAGUUUGA